AUGGCAGAAACUGCAGUAUCUUUUGUUGUGCAGCAAUUGUGCCAACUUCUAAUAAAAGAAGGGAAUUUGCUCAGAGGUGUUACAAAAGAUUUCACAGACAUCAAAGAUGAACUUGAGAGCAUCCAAGCCUUCUUGAAGGAUGCAGACAGAAGAGCUAGCAGAGAUGGAAGAGACAACAAUGAAGGAAUAAAAACUUGGGUGAAGCAGCUCAGAGAAGCAUCUUUUCACAUAGAAGAUGUCAUUGAUGAAUACAUCAUGUAUGUUGCACAGAGAAGAAUCAAUCAUCCUGGAUGCAUAGCCUUAAUCAAAAAGAUUGUUCAUAUGAUAAAAAAUUUGAAGCAUCGUCACAGGAUUGCAUCUGAGAUUCAAGACAUCAAAUUAUCAGUUAAUGGAAUCAAAGAAAGAGGUAAAAGUUUUCUGCCUUCACUUGAACGGACAAAUGAUGUCGAACGGCAUGAUCCUCGAGUGGAUUCCCUUUUCAUUGAAGAAACUGAAGUUGUUGGUUUUGAAUCUCCCAUUGUUGAUUUGAUUGGUUGGUUAGUGGAGGAUCGUAGUAAUGAAAGCAUAGUGGUUUCUGUGGUGGGCAUGGGAGGAGUUGGAAAAACCACUCUUGCCAAACAAGUUUUUGACAACCAGAAGGUGAAUAAGCACUUUGAUUAUCGUACUUUCAUCACAGUUUCCCAAUCAUACACUGUGAAAAGGUUAUUCAUAGAUAUGAUAAAGAAAUUUUGUAAAGAGACUAAAGAACCUCUUCCAGAGGGUCUGCAUGAGAUGGAUGAGAAUGCAUUGCGUACAGAAGUGAGACAACGUUUUCAAUCAAAGAAGUAUUUGGUAUUGUUUGAUGAUGUUUGGAAAGAAGAUUUUUCUGAUGAGAUUAAGCAUGCCUUGCCUAAUAAUAACAGAGGAAGUAGAAUCAUAGUCACCACCAGAAUGAUGAGAGUUGCGGAAUUUUUUAAGUCAUCUUUCACGGUUCAUAUUCACCAGCUACAACUUUUGCCUCCAAAUAAAGCACGGGAACUCUUUUGGAAGAAGGCAUUUAGAUCUGAGCCUGGAUGCAUUUGUCCAACAGAACUCAAGGAGAUUUCGAAUGAAAUUGUUCAAAAAUGUGGAGGGUUACCACUAGCAAUUGUUGCAAUUGGUGGUCUUUUGUCAACAAAACCAAAAUCCAUGUCAGAAUGGGGAAAUGUGAGUGAAAAUCUGAGAUUGGAGUUACAGUGUAAUGCACAUCUAGAUGGUAUAACAAGGAUUUUAUCUCUUAGUUAUGAUGAUCUGCCUUACAAUUUGAAAUCAUGCAUGCUGUACUUUGGUAUGUACCCAGAGGAUUACUCCAUCAGUCGUAAGAGACUCACUAGGCAAUGGAUGGCUGAAGGGUUUGUUAAACACGAGGAGAGAAGAACUUUGGAAGAUGUUGCUGAAGAGUACUUGGUGGAGUUGAUACAUAGAAGUUUGGUUCAAGUCUCCAAAGUUGGCUUUGAUGGCAAAGUCAAAAACUGUCAAGUGCAUGAUUUACUACGUGAAAUAAUCAUUGCAAAAAUGAAAGAUUUGAGUUUUUGCCAUUUGUUGCUUGGAGAUGAUGAACUAGAAACAGUUGGGAUAACUAGACGCUUUUCUAUAGCAACUAGUUCCAACAAUAAUGUGUUGGCAAGCACUAGUAACUCAGGCAUUCGCGCUAUUUUUGUUUUUGACAAAGGUGAAUUGCAUGAAGAUUUUGUGAAAAGACUAUUUGCUAAGUUUAAGCUUUUGAAAGUACUUGAUUUUGAAAGUGCUUUGUUCAAUUCUGUUCCUGAUGAUUUGGGAAAUCUUUUUCACCUAAGGUACCUAAACUUGAGUCAUACAAAAGUAAAGGUUCUUCCCAAAUCCAUUGGUAAGCUUCUGAACUUAGAAACUCUGGAUCUAAGACAAACCCGUGUGCAUGUGCUACCAAGGGAGAUAAACAAUCUCACAAAGCUAAGACUUCUUCCAGUUUACUACAGAAAAUAUGAAGGGCAUUAUUCUAUGUUGAACUUUACAACUGGGUUGCAAAUGCAACAUGGUAUUGGAUGCUUGAAAUCACUACAAAAGCUUUACUUUUUGGAAGCAGAUCAUGGUGGAGAAGACCUUAUGGAAGAGCUCAAAAAUUUGAAACAGUUAAGGAAGCUAGGCAUAAGGCGCGUGAAGAGAGGAUAUGGGAAUGCACUAUGUGCUGCAAUAGAAGAGAUGAAACAACUAGAAUCUCUCAAUGUUAGUGCUAUUGCUAAGGAUGAAAUCAUUGACAUGAAUUUAAAGUCAGCUCCAACCAAACUUAGAGUGCUUAAUUUGAAAGCUAAAUUAGACAAGUUACCUGAAUGGAUUCCAAAACUCAAGUACCUUGUUAAGCUAAGGCUUGGUUUAUCCAAGUUAGAAGGUGAUCCACUAGACUCACUCAAAAACUUGCCAAAUCUGUUGCGGCUUAAUAUGUGGGAUGAUGCUUAUGAUGGUGAAAGUUUGCAUUUUCAAAAAGGGGGAUUUCCAAAGCUGAAGGAAUUGGAUCUUUCUCGAUUAAAUAGACUAAGUUCUAUCUCUAUUGACAAAGGAGCUUUGCUAUCUCUUGAACACUUUCGAUUUAACAAUAACCCACAAUUGAAGGUGGUGCCCCAUGACCUCAAACACUUGGAGAAACUACAAUUUCUUGGCUUUGCUGAUAUGCCAAAUGAGUUAGUUGAAAGCAUUGAUCCAGACAAAGGUGGACAAAGCUAUUGGAUUAUCAAGCAUAUUCCCUUUGUACAAAUUCGUAAGAUUGUGGGAGCAGGGUUUCGUGACUAUGAGUUAAGGCGCAUUCCCACACCAGGCAAUGUCUGA
Gastrolobium bilobum is the source of this 2817-nucleotide messenger RNA. RefSeq names its product disease resistance protein RPM1-like. The coding region runs from base 1 to 2817 and encodes 938 amino acids. The transcript has a single exon. The record is from RefSeq and is a predicted model, not a curated record. Gene Ontology annotation, biological process: defense response to other organism. Gene Ontology annotation, molecular function: ADP binding. Lineage: Eukaryota; Viridiplantae; Streptophyta; Magnoliopsida; Fabales; Fabaceae.